Messenger RNA from Fonsecaea monophora, 1800 nucleotides. RefSeq lists its product as hypothetical. Gene Ontology annotation, molecular function: N,N-dimethylaniline monooxygenase activity; flavin adenine dinucleotide binding; NADP binding. Bases 1 to 1800 code for a protein of 599 amino acids. Lineage: Eukaryota; Fungi; Ascomycota; Eurotiomycetes; Chaetothyriales; Herpotrichiellaceae. The transcript has 8 exons. The record is from RefSeq and is a predicted model, not a curated record.
AUGGCGCUCUCUCAAGAAAAUGGAGUUGGUCCAACCUCGAACGGUGAACUACUUUAUAAUGAGAAAGGCUGGCUCAUACGAAAUGCACGAGGAUACGAAACGAACGAAGAACAUUUCGGAACAAAAAGGCAGAUUCGAGUCAUCCAUCUUGGUGCCGGCGUGUCGGGGAUUUGCUUUUCCAAAUUUGCCCAAGAUCGAUCAGAGAACGUCGUCCUGCAGAUCUAUGAAAAGGAUACCGAUGUAGGAGGAACAUGGCUCGAAAAUCGAUACCCAGGCUGCGCCUGCGACAUUCCAUCGGCAGCAUAUCAAUUCACCUGGGAACCCAACCCUUUUUGGCCCGAGUACUACUCGGAGUCGAAGCACAUCUGGCAGUAUCUCAAAGACAUCGUGGACAAGUACGGUCUCAUGAAGUAUAUCAAACUGCAGCACACGAUAACAGGGGCAUAUUGGAACGCGCAGCAAGGACUUUGGGAGGUUGGUGUACAAAGGCCUGACGGAACCACAUUUGUCGACACCUGUAAUGUCUUUGUCAAUGGCGGUGGAGGGCUAAAUAACUGGAAAUGGCCUGAUAUUGAAGGCAUUCAUUCGUUCAAGGGAAGUCUUACUCACAGUGCUCACUACGACGAGAGUCUCGAUCUCCGAGGGAAAAAAGUGGCAGUGAUUGGGAUUGGAAGUAGUGGCAUCCAGAUAAUCUCAAAGAUACAGCCACAAGUAAAACAGCUGUAUUGUUGGAUCAGAUCCCCUACCUGGGUCACGCCUGGAUUUGCACAAAGGUUUGCCGGCCCUACUGGGGGCAAUUUCAAGUAUACUACUGCCCAGAAAGAAAAGUUCGCCAAGGAUCCUAAACUCUUUCUCAAAUACUGCAAGAUGAUUGAGUCUGAGCUCAAUGUCCGCUUCAAGUUCAUCCUAAAUAACACCCCGGAGUCAAAGACAGCCAGGAGGUUUGCCGAAGAAGCCAUGAGAAAACGGCUACAAGGGGCUCCCCCCGAGGUCAUUGAGGCCAUCAUCCCCAAGACAUUCAAUGUUGGGUGCCGGCGUCCAACGCCCGGUGAAGGGUUCCUUGAAGCGCUCACCAAGGAGAACGUCAAAGUGUACACGAAGCAAGUACAGCAGGUCAAUGCCACGGGCUUCAUUGAUUGUGAAGGCAAUCAGGUCGACGUAGAUGUCAUCAUCUGUGCCACCGGAUUCAACACCAGCUUCAUUCCUCGCUUCCCGGUGGAGGCAAAUGGCCACAGCAUAGCCAAGCUCUGGGAGAAGGUGCCCGAGUCAUACAUUGGUCUCGGAGUCCCGCAUAUACCAAACUAUUUCAUGAUGGGCGGUCCCAACGGACCAUCCGGACACGGAUCACUUUUCCCCAUUCUCGAAAUCCUCGCGUCAAACGUGCUCCAAUGCAUAGACAAGAUGCAGCGGGAUCGAAUUGAAAGCAUCACCCCCAAGACGGAAGUUGUGCGGGAAUUCAAAGAGCACGCGGACCUAUAUCUUCAGAGAACUGCGUGGACAGGACCUUGUUCCAGCGUCUUCAAGCAAGGCCGAGUCCACGGCCCGCUUUCGAUGUUUCCAGGCUCAAGACUUACGUAUUUGGAGCUGCUCUCGACUCCACGAUUCGAAGAUUACGAUAUCGUCUACUGCAAUAAACUGAACCGGUGGCAGUUCCUGGGUGACGGCUUUGCUGUUCGCGAGUUCGAUGGCCGAGACUUGUCGUAUUACAUGGGUCUGGUGGACGGAGAAGAUCGUCAGAUCGAUCUCGAAGGGUCCUUGGAGGCAGAAUUGGAGGAUUUGAUUCACCAGAGCCGAGUGUGA